AUGCUCAAGAAAUUUUUCGGCAGCACAGCCGAUAACAAGAAAGAUCUAGAACAUUUCGCCAUGAAAGACCUACAUGAUGAUGAUUUCUCUUCUCCAAAUACUUCAUCACCCUCUCGGAAUACAGACUCUCCAACCAACAGCACCAACAUAAAAACAUUCAAUAAUAAUAACAAUAAUAAUAACAAUAACAGCAACAACAAAACCACUUCUCCCUUUUCACCUAGAACAACAACACCUCUUCCAUCACAACAAUCAACAUCCUCUCUUCAUCAACUACCACCAACAAUCUCUACCACGAAUGCUAAAUCCUAUACCAGCACUCCGACCACUGCUACAACACCCAGCGAUUUGCAACGAAGAAUUUCUCUUGCACUCACUAGUUCACAACAACAAAAGGAAUCACCCACUGCUGCCCACAUUUUGCUCACGGAAAGGGGAGCUUCUAUGCUUCAUUUAUCAGCUCAUCAUCACAGAAAUUCAUCAUUAUCCAGUUUGUUGGACAGCAAUGGCAAGUUAUUGGAAUCGCUCUCCAUGGGAGAAGAGGAUCAAAGCCUCGGAAACAAUCAAACCAUCAACAGUACCGUUAGUAACUUGAACGUGCCGGAACUGGUUGGAAUAGCUCCAACUAGCCCAGAUUUGUUGGAGGCUUUUGUGGCAGAAAGUGAUAGUGAUGAUGAGGAAUCACAAACACCAAGUGGCACAGCUCCCAACAGUAGCAAUGAAAAUGUGAACCAUGAUAUCAGCACGCCAGUUCUAAGAGUCGAUCAUACUUCAACAACAUACUCUCCCGAGCAAAAUUCAUCAGCUGGCGCAUCUGUACAACGACAAUUACCAGGCACAUCAUCUCUUUCGGGAUUAACAGUAACCUCUAGAACUUCGUCCAAAGAGGCUUUAGCCUCUGUAAUAUCUCCUGCCACUCCUAUGAGCGCCAGAAGCUUGGCGUCAAUGUUGGAUCAAUUUAUGGAUGACCACUUGGCUUCUCCCAAUACCUCAAGCGUAAUGAUGGUAGAAAGUGGAGAACGAAGACUAAGUUUAGAUGAGACACAAUCAAGCUCAGCAUCCUCAAGACUCGAAAUUGAGCCAGUUGUGCCAAGAGCAUCUUUGGAUCAUAGUUCUGUCGGCGUGACAAAGAAUCAUACACCAAAAAUUCAUGGCUCUGCGUAUAACAACCAGGCUUCAGAAGAAUUGCCCAAUUCAUCACCUUUAUUAUCAAAUAGUGGAUCUAUGACGUCGUCUCUGCAAUUACCAGUGCCUCUUAAACAUAAACGAACAAAGAGUGUAGAUUCAUCACACCAACAAACACCAUUGGAAAAAGCUUCACCAACACUCACUAAAACACCAACCACAACAAAUGUACUGAAUAUUGCAAAAACACCAAACAAAUUUGCAGCUUCACAAAAUGAAUCCCCUAUCUACAAAUCUUUCAAGUUUACAGAUGAAGAAGGUAAAGAGUACCACUACCAAGGAACUGUUUUAGCGAGCACAAACGAAAUGCAUGGCAGGGGCGAAUUAUUGUAUCCCAAUAAGACCAUUUAUGAAGGAGAUUUCGACAAAGGAAAAAAACACGGUUUCGGAAAAAUUAUUUUUCCAUCUACAAUUCCAAAGAAGCCACCAACAAUUGCAAUUGGUCAAUGGAACAAUGACGUACCUUCAAGCGAAUUACCUUGGAAAAUUUCAUACGAUGGAGAGGAAAUGGAAUAUUGGGGAUACGUAAAAUUGAAAACCAAAAGUGUAGGAAAAAUCAUGUACACUCUUGAUGAUUUUGAGAGAACACAAGAAGGAGAGCUAUAUUGCAGCAAAACCAACACCAAGUACUUUGGUUCAUUUAAACACAAUCAAAAAUAUGGAUUCGGGGUUGAAAUUUAUCCUACUAUUGCAGAAAGAUAUUGCGGAGGAUGGAAGCAUGACAUGUAUCAUUAUUUUGGAACUUAUCAUUAUAGAGAUGGAACAUACUUCCAAGGAAUGUACAAGAAGGGUCAAAGAAAAGGUAAAGGAAAACUUUAUCUACCUAAUGGAGACAUCAUUGAAGGUUUUUGGUAUGGCGACAGCAAAGUCGAAGGCUGUACCUAUUAUAAGGGAACAUGUAAAAAUGUUCAAUUAACAAAUCUUCAUAUGCUUCAAUUCCAAAUUCAAGAGUCCAUGAAAUUAUACGAGAAUAUGGGACAUAUGGAUGAGUUGGCUAUGAGCAUGUACGACCCUGAAUGUGUAAAACCAGCAUCGGAUUUAAAGUGGACUCAAUAUCUUGUACUUUUUAGGGAUGAUUGGAAAAAAGAACGCUAUGCUCUCUCCAAGAAACUGUUAUUGACAGGAACUUUUUCUGAUAUUUCUGCCUCUACUUCAGAUCCUAGUUUUAAGUUUGUUUCCAAUUUUAUUGCAUUCUUUGUGAGCAUAUUUUGUGGAAGCUAUUAUAUUGGAUCGAACUCGAAAUCGGUCUCUGGAAAGCAUCAAGCUACUCUCCUCUAUCAUGCAAUUGAUGACACCAAGAGCUUUAUCAUGUUUUUAUGUGACAAAGUACUGUGGGACUUUUUUGUAAGAGAUGUCUUCUCAGUAGCCCUAACUGCAGAUGUUGCAAAUUCAGAGCAACUGUUAGUAGAUAUUGAAAAGGAGUUUUAUCCCAUUUGUAGAAACUUGAUAUCAAAUACUGUCCAUGAAAAAUUGUUUUCAACGUUAUUUGAACUUUACAACUAUCACUAUCGUGAUAGCGAUUUACUUAUGAAUCAGAAGGUUAGAUCUCUUCAAGGUUGUACAAUAUCAAUGUUUGGGGUAGCACCAGAAUUUGCACCAUUACCACCCUCAGACAUGAAUCUAGUAUUCUAUGAAUAUAAACAAACAAGCGAUACUCCAUACGAAGAUACGAUCAAAUUGUUAGAUCAAAUUAGAAAUGCAAAAUCGGUCAUUGCUAAAAUUGAAACUCUCUCAAAAGUUAGAACACAUGCUAUGCAAACCAUGAAAAAGUACAGAAAAGCACACAAGCGAAAGGAGGCAUAUUUGAAUUAUCAGUCGUCAAAUGAUGUUUACGACAUGGACAGAAAUACGAAACCUGUCACAAAAGAGCCAUGGUGGAACGCAGAGCUUGAGAAGCGUUGCGAGGAAUGGCAAGCAGGUGCUGAUGACGUAACAUCUGUAUAUAGUUAUAUUUUCAGCAAAUCUAGUAUUGACAAUUUUACUGCUACUUUCCACUAUGUCAACGACUGGAAAUCAGAACAGGUAAAUUUCGAUCCUGUCAGCCACAUCAUACGAUUUUAUGAGGGCUAUUUAUCAUAUAUUCAAGAUAUAGAUCCCAAUAUUUUGCAUGAGGGACAAUUUAUUUCCAAGUACUCACUUACGAGCUCCCUAGAGUCAGCAAUUGAAGGACGUAUUAUUUUUUACCGAGAUAAGAAUUUACCAUUCUUUUGGUUACCAAGUUUAUUGGUGCAUGUUGGUCUGGAAAUUGGUAAAACUAUUGCAAAUUCAGCAGCUGCAAUUACCAAAUCAUCUUCACUUAGCCUUUCUAAUAUUGCCAACAUUACUAAUAUUACCGCUGGCUCAAUUUUGAACCUGUUGGCUUCUUUAAACCCAACGACUGCUAUGAACUCGGCGAAGAACGAAUCUCCACAAGAAUCGAAACCUAAUGUGAAUUUCAAUCCCUUCACUAGAAAGUUAACACUUCCAAGUAAUCUGGAGGUUGUUGAUAUCAGCAAUCAAAAUUUGGUCCAGUCUAUUAUCAAAUUUAAUGAUUUGGUUAGACAAACUUUGGGCGCUAGCUCCAUCGGUUUUAAUGUUGAAUUGAAAAAGAAUGAAGAGACUGGCAAUAAUGACGUAGUGGUGGCGUUUGAUAAGAUCUAUCCAAGUUAUGUUUACUCUGACAUUGCACUCGGCGUGACACGCUACAUCAAAUAUGAAAUUCAGAACAUAAUUAUUGUUUAA
Messenger RNA from Naegleria lovaniensis, 3906 nucleotides. RefSeq lists its product as uncharacterized. NCBI's taxonomy places the organism in Eukaryota, Heterolobosea, Eutetramitea, Acrasida, Naegleriidae. The record is from RefSeq and is a predicted model, not a curated record. Bases 1 to 3906 code for a protein of 1301 amino acids. The transcript has 4 exons.